AUGCCGACAGACCACGCAGAGGCAGAGGAAGAGCCAGAGCCCGCCGGCGCCGGCGUCAGCCUGUCGCCGGAUGUGCUGGCCAACAUCCACGCCCGCCUGGCCUUCCCCGAGCGCCUCGCCUUCGCCGCCGUCUUCCGCGCCGAGCGCCACGCCUUCAGGCCCGAGGCGCCGUACCUCCUCCUCCCCGGCCGGACCCCGGACAUCGGCACGCUCUACUCCGUUGCCGACCGCCGCGCCGCCGCCGUGCGCUCCCCGGCCCACGCCUUCAUCGGCUCCUCCCGCGGGUGGCUCGUCACCAUCAACACUGCCGCCGCCGCCACGCUGCGCCUCAUCAACCCGGUGACCGGCGAGCAGCGCGGGCUCCCGGCCAUCACCACCAUCCCCUGCGUACACGCGCUCCACAGGGGCUCCCACUUGGAGUUCACGCUGGAGCCCUUCACCUGGGGCCCGCCGUACCCCGGCGGCCGCCAGCCGGUUGGCACCUUCACGCUGGAGGUCGAGCAGACGCGCGGCUUCCUCUACCGCAAGGUCGUCCGCGCCCCUGCCGCCGCCGCGGCCAUGCUGAUCACGGGCCCGUGCUUGGGCAUGCCGGCCUUUGCGAUGACGGAAGAGGUCGCGUGGAGGCUGGCUCCCUCGCGCGACGGCGUGGAGGACGCCAUCCACCACGACGGCAGGUUCUACUCCCUAGGGUACUCGGGCGCCGUGGCGGCGUGGGAGCGCGACCCCGACACCGGCGAGUUCGGCAGCACGACCAUCACGCCAAGGCUGACUAAUGAGGACAGCCAACCGUGGCGCCGACGCAAGUACCUCGUGGCGGCACCGGGGCCGGCCGGGCGGCUGAUGGUGGUGCUCAAGGAGACGACGACGGGCUGUAGAGAUGUUAUCCUGCAGAACAUCUUUUGA
Messenger RNA from Aegilops tauschii subsp. strangulata, 903 nucleotides. RefSeq lists its product as uncharacterized. NCBI's taxonomy places the organism in Eukaryota, Viridiplantae, Streptophyta, Magnoliopsida, Poales, Poaceae. The record is from RefSeq and is a predicted model, not a curated record.